Molecule: messenger RNA, 2502 nt
Organism: Drosophila grimshawi
Lineage: Eukaryota; Metazoa; Arthropoda; Insecta; Diptera; Drosophilidae
Gene: fat-spondin
Product: spondin-1
Exons: 5
Coding region: 91-2400 (769 amino acids)
Biological process (GO): cell adhesion
Cellular component (GO): extracellular matrix
Molecular function (GO): serine-type endopeptidase inhibitor activity
Source: RefSeq, a predicted model, not a curated record
UGUUCGUGUGCAUUGUCGAAGGCGGUCGCUUAUUAAGUAUUUGUGCGCACAGCUGCUUGUGAAGGGGAAUUUGGAAACAUAAAGAUUAUAAUGUGGCAAUCACAGCGAUUACUUGCUGCUGCUGCUGUUCUCGUUGUUGUCUGUCUUGCGGCGGGCGCAAUUAGUCCAGCUGCGGGCUGCCCCCGGGCGCCCACACACUUGCCCCAUGGACGACGCACACGAGGCGACAAUGGAUACAAAUUAAUUGUGGCUGAUGGACCCAACGGAUAUGUGCCCGGCAAGGCUUACAACUUGCUUCUACUUGGCUCACGCACCCAUACGAAAAUCCAGCAUUUCACACACUUCACCAUUGCCGCUGAGGCGCACACAGGUGGCCGACGUGCCCAGGUGGCCAGUCCACGUCGUGUUGGUCGCUUCCAGCUAUUCAGCGAUUCCCUCACCAAAUUCAAUGAACGCUGUGUGAAUACCGUUUCGGAGGCCGAUGAUCUGCCCAAAACAGAAGUACAGGUCAUGUGGGUUGCACCUGAGACCGGUUCGGGCUGCGUUUCGCUAUCCGCUAUGGUUUAUGAGGGUCCACGCGCCUGGUUCUCCGAUGACGGCCAACUCACCCAGGUUAUGUGUGAGCACAAACCAAAUGCGGUGGCAACACAAAAGGAAUGCUGCGCCUGCGAUGAAGCCAAGUAUAGCUUUGUUUUCGAGGGCAUCUGGUCGAAUGAGACACAUCCCAAGGAUUACCCCUUCGCCAUCUGGCUGACCCACUUUUCUGAUGUAAUUGGUGCCUCCCACGAAGCGAACUUCUCCUUCUGGGGCGAGAAUCAUAUAGCCACCGAUGGCUUCCGCUCCUUGGCCGAAUGGGGUUCACCGACCGCGCUGGAGACGGAGCUGCGUGCUCAAGGCCCAAAAUUGCGAACACUUAUCAAGGCGGCUGGCCUUUGGUAUCCCAAUGUGAAUCAGAACACUUCGUCUAAAUUCCGUGUGGAUCGCAAGCAUCCGAAAGUCUCCUUGGCUUCCAUGUUUGGACCCUCACCCGACUGGAUGGUUGGCAUCAGUGGUGUGGAUCUUUGCACCGCCGACUGCAGCUGGAAGGAAUCGAUGGACUUUGAUCUGUUUCCAUGGGAUGCUGGCACCGAUAGCGGCAUUACCUAUAUGUCCCCCAACGCGGAGACGCAGCCUCGCGAGCGCAUGUACAGAAUUACAACCAUGUAUCCCGAGGAUCCACGUGCACCCUUCUAUAAUCCUCAGAGCAAUAAGAUGAUGCCGCUGGCCAAGCUCCAUCUGCGUCGCGAGAAGAUUAUCUCACGCAAUUGUGAUGAUGAUUUCCUACAAGCGCUCCAGCUGGAAGUAUCCGAUGAUGCCGAAGAACAGGACACACGUACCGAGUGCCGCGUGGGCAAUUACAAUGCUUGGAGUCCGUGCUCCGUAAGCUGUGGCAAGGGCAUUCGGAUGCGUAGUCGCCAAUUUUUAAAUGCUGAGCUGGCACAGCAGAGCAAAUGCGCCCGCCAGUUGGUGGCCAAGGAGAUGUGUGUGGCAGCGGUGCCCGAAUGUCCUAACGGCUCGGCUGCUCAGGAUCGUGACGAGGAUGAGGGUGAGAAUCUGGCCAAUUCACAGUCCUUGGUCAAUGACAAUGGCGAGGGAGCUGGCCUGUGUAAGACGACACCGUGGAGCGUGUGGUCUGAGUGCUCGGCGAGCUGUGGCAUUGGCAUCACAAUGCGCACGCGAACCUUCACCAAUCACCUGGGACGCAAACGUUGUCCGCACGUGAGCAUUGUGGAGAAGAACAAGUGCAUGCGACCGGAUUGUACUUUCGAGCAGGUGGAAUUGCCCGAUCCCGAUUGCCCCACCACCCAGUGGAGUGACUGGAGUCCAUGCUCGGGCUCUUGCGGACGUGGCAGCUCCAUUCGCAAGCGAUUGCUGCUGCUGGAGGAUGGACCCAUGAAGGAGAGUUGCACGAAGCGCAUGGAGCUGCAUCAGCAGCGGGAAUGCCAGCAUUCUGUCGACUGUCACAUCAACAUGGAGAUGGCCAAGGAUAUUUGUGUGCAACAGCCAGAGGCGGGUCCCUGUCGUGGCAGCUAUCAACGCUAUGCCUACAAUGCCCAAUCGAAUCGCUGUGAAUCCUUCACCUACGGUGGCUGUCGGGGUAAUCGCAACAAUUUCCUUACCGAAGGCGAUUGCCUGAAUACAUGCAGCAAGAUCUUGUCAAGCACACCUAGUCCAAGGGGUGGCGAGCAAAGCGGGGGCUGCGUCAUGUCGGAAUGGUCCAAUUGGUCGCCGUGCAGCGUCACCUGCGGCGUCGGUUACUCCGAGGGCUAUCGCUACGUGAUCAGCGAGCCCCAACGUGGCGGACAACCCUGCCCCAAGCGUCUCUCCAAGCAGCGUCGUUGCUCAAUGCCAGCCUGCUAAAUCCAAUAUGCCUUUUCAAGCCUCUUUUUUGUGCAAUUCCAAAAGUAAAUCAGUGAUUAAAACUCGUAAUACUUUACGCAAUAAAUUUACUACACUUUUUAA